AAACAAAUUGAGAACCCUAAAGAGGCAUUUAUUGGUCUUUCCAGACUCCAGAGUACUGUGUUACCCGCAUGAGUUUCACUGGUUUUGUUGAAUUUUAGCUGUGACUUCCUUCUUCCUUGUUCUUUCCAGCCUCUUCCAUUAUUGUUGCAUUUAGACCCUGCCCCGCUACUCUCACACACAUUCCUCUACGCUGCGUAGACUUCAAGCUUUGCUUCAUCUCGAGGAACGAGAUUUCGUUUGUCCUUUUGACACGCGCCGACUCUAAUUCCCGUGAUAGGGGACGGAGGAGGAGGAGGAUAAGAGGACGAAGGAAACCCUAACAAUCGGAUAUGGGUAGGAAGAAGCCUACGGCACGCGACGACGAUAACGUGCCUGCUGCAUCACAGGGAGGCGGCAAAUCGAAGAAGAAGGUCGUUGUCGACGAUAAUGAGUAUGACAUCGGUGACCUCUCCGAGGAGCCGCAGCCUGUGGCACCACCAGCUGCCAAGAAGAAGGGCAAAAAGGAUAAUGCCAAAGCUAAGGCAAAGGGUAAGGACGACGAAGAAGAUGACGAUGAUGUGGCAAUUAGUGCGGCUGGGGACGAUGAUGAGGAUGAGGAUGCUGGGAUUGUGUUUGCUGGGAAGAAGAAGAAGGGUAAAUCUAAGAAAGGUGGUGGAGGCAGUGUGUUCGCUGCUGCAUCUGGUUUUGGCUUGCUUGGUGAUGAUGACGGUGAUGGUGGUGAUGAUGAAGAUGAUGACAAAUCAGGGAUAACUGGUGAGGGUGGUGACGCCAAGGAGGAGGAGGAGGACGAGGAGGCUGUGGUUAGUUUUACAGGGAAGAAGAAGCCUUCUAAGGGCUCGAAAAAAGGUGGUGGCAGUGUGUUCAGUGCCUCAGCUUUUGAUGCUAUUGAUGAUGGUGAUAAUGAUGGUGGGGAGGAGGAUGAGCUGGUGGUUAGUUUUUCGGGUAAGAAGAAGCCAUCAAAGGGAUCGAAGAAAGGCAGUUCAUUCUCUGCCUCGGCCUUUGAUGAUGGUGAGGAGGUGGUGGAUAGUGGUGGAGGUGAGGAUGAACCAGUUAUUGCUUUUACUGGGAAGAAGAAGUCUUCUAAAGGUGGCAGGAAGGGUGGUGUUGCUGCAUUUUCAGCAGCUAGUUUUGGUGAUAUUGAUGAUGGGGAGGAGGCUAAGAAUGAAAAGGAGGAAGAUGAGGAUGGUAAGGACAUGCCAAUUACCUUCUCUGGUAAGAAAAAGAAGUCAUCAAAGUCUACGAAGAAGGCUUCAUUUAGUUCAGCUUUUGCCGAUGAAGAAGAUGAUUCUGUAGCUGAGCCUACUAGAGAUGGUGAGGAUGAAGAUGAUGUUUUGGUUGCGUUUUCGGGUAAGAAGAAGUCUUCUAAAAAGAAAACUAGUGCCAAACCAUGUGAUGAAACUGUUGAGCCUGAGCAACCUAGUGUUGGAGUUAGUAGUGCAGAUGUUGACAACAAUGUAAAUAAGAGUGGAGUCACUGAAACCUCCAAAAAUAAGAAGAAGAAGAAAAACAAGAGUGGAAGAACUGCUCAAGAGGAGGAAGAUUUAGAUGCGAUUCUCGCGGAGCUUGGUGAGGGCCCUCCAGGUGAAAAGGAGGGGGAAGAGGAGACAGUAGAAUCAGCUGCUGCAAAGAAGAAGAAAAAGAAGAAGGAAAAGGAAAAGGAGAAGAAGGCAGCAGCAGCAGCAGCUGCAGCUGCUGGAACUGCAGCAGAAAAUGAAGCUAAAGAAGUUAAGGCCGAGCCUGCUGAAGCUAAGAAGAAUGAUUCAAAGGCCAAAGCAGUCGACAACAAGAAAAUACCCAAGCAUGUUAGGGAGAUGCAAGAGGCAUUAGCUCGAAGGAAGGAGGCUGAAGAAAGGCAGAAGAAAGAAUUGGAGGAGAGGUUAAGGAAGGAAGAAGAGGAGCGACGUAGGCAGGAAGAACUUGAGAGACAGGCUGAAGAAGCUAGACGCAGGAAGAAGGAGAAAGAAAAGGAGAAGCUCCAGAGAAAGAAGCAAGAAGGUAAACUGCUAACUGGUAAGCAGAAAGAGGAGGCUCGCCGCUUGGAGUUAAUGAGGAAGCAGUUUCUUAAUAGCACAGGAGGUGUGACUGUCCCUGGUGGGGACUCUGGUGCACCAGCCAAAAGGCCUAUAUAUCAGACAAAGAAGUCGAAACCAACCCAUCAUCAGCAGAAUGGUGCUGCUGCCCCUGCCACCGCUGCCGUUGAGACGGCUGAAAGUCUUGAAGCAAAGGAAGAGACAGUCACUGAUGCAGGUUCAGACGAACCAGAAAAGGUUGAAGAAACCGUGGUAGAGCAGGUGGAGGAGAAAGUUGAACCUCUGGAAGCUGCUGAAGACAAUGGAGUAGAUGAUGAUGAAGAAGAGGAUGAAUGGGAUGCAAAAAGCUGGGAUGAUGUUAAUCUGAAUGCCAAGGGUGCAUUUGCUGAUGAAGAUUCUGAGCUUGUACCAGUUGCCAAAAAGGAGACAAAGACUGCUGUAACUAUGAACAAUGCUGCUGCAACAAAGAAAACAAUUUCUAAGCCUGUGACCGAAGAAAUUAUAGAUAGAAAGCUUGUUGCUGACAAGAAUAACUCAGAACCACCAAAAUCUGUUUUGCCAAGGGAACCUAUUACUCAGUCAAAAGAAAUGCAAAAGUCCUCUGUGUCUCCUAAGCCGAGUGGAGAGAACCUCCGUUCUCCAAUUUGCUGUAUCAUGGGGCAUGUGGAUACUGGUAAAACUAAGCUGCUGGAUUGCAUUCGAGGUACUAAUGUUCAAGAGGGUGAGGCCGGUGGUAUCACACAGCAGAUUGGUGCAACAUACUUCCCUGCGGACAACAUACGUGAAAGAACUAAGGAAUUGAAAGCUGAUGCAAAACUAAAAGUUCCUGGUCUACUGGUUAUUGAUACGCCAGGGCACGAAUCAUUUACUAACUUAAGGUCUCGGGGUUCAGGGCUAUGUGAUAUUGCAAUUUUGGUUGUAGACAUUAUGCAUGGCUUAGAGCAACAGACAAUUGAAUCACUCAAUCUAUUAAAAAUGAGGAAUACAGAAUUCAUUGUGGCCUUGAAUAAGGUUGACAGGCUUUAUGGGUGGAAAACAUGUCGCAAUGCUCCAAUUAUCAAAGCGAUGAAACAACAAACCAAGGAUGUUCAAAAUGAGUUCAAUCACAGGCUCGUCCAGAUUAUUACUCAAUUGAAGGAACAGGGACUAAAUACCGAGUUGUAUUAUAAAAACAAGGAAAUGGGAGAAACAUUCAACAUUGUACCUACAAGUGCAAUAAGUGGUGAAGGAAUCCCUGAUUUGUUGUUACUGUUGGUUCAAUGGACCCAAAAAACAAUGGCUGAAAAACUUACUUAUAGUGAUGAAGUGCAGUGCACUGUCUUGGAGGUCAAGGUUGUUGAAGGCCAUGGAACUACUAUUGAUGUUGUUUUAGUUAAUGGUGUUCUUCAUGAAGGAGACCAAAUAGUUGUCUGUGGAAUGCAGGGGCCAAUUGUAACAACAAUUCGAGCUUUACUCACACCGCAUCCAAUGAAGGAACUCCGUGUUAAGGGUACAUUUCUUCAUCACAAAGAAAUCAAAGCUGCAAUGGGUAUAAAGAUCACUGCCCAGGGGCUUGAACAUGCUAUUGCUGGAACUGGUUUAUAUGUUGUGAAGCCUGAUGAUGAUUUGGACGAUAUUAAAGAAUCUGCAAUGGAAGACAUGCGAUCAGUCAUGAGCAGGAUUGACAGGAGUGGUGAGGGAGUUUGUGUACAGGCAUCUACCCUUGGUUCUUUGGAAGCAUUGCUGGAGUUUUUAAAAACACCAGAAGUGAAUAUUCCCGUUAGUGGUAUAAGCAUUGGCCCUGUGCAUAAAAAGGAUGUUAUGAAGGCAAGCGUAAUGCUUGAAAAGAAACGAGAAUAUGCCGCUAUAUUGGCAUUUGAUGUCAAAGUCACUCCCGAGGCUAGGGACCUUGCAGAAGAACUGGGUGUGAAAAUUUUUAUCGCUGAUAUCAUUUAUCAUUUGUUUGAUCAAUUUAAGGCCUAUAUCGAUAACAUUAAGGAAGAGAAAAAGAAGGAAUCUGCCGAUGAGGCAGUCUUCCCAUGUGUUCUGAAAAUUUUACCAAACUGUGUUUUCAACAAGAAGGAUCCAAUUGUUUUGGGAGUUGAUGUUCUUGAAGGCAUUGCAAGGAUUGGGACUCCAAUUUGUAUUCCUUCUAGAGACUUCAUUGAUAUUGGCCGCAUUGCCUCCAUUGAAAAUAACCACAAGCCAGUUGAUUAUGCAAAGAAGGGGCUCAAAGUAGCUAUUAAGAUUGUUGGUAGCAAUCCUGAGGAGCAACAGAAAAUGUUUGGGAGGCAUUUUGAGAUAGAUGACGAACUUGUAAGCCAUAUUUCGCGGAGGUCUAUCGACAUACUCAAAGCUAAUUAUCGGGAUGAUCUAAGCACUGAAGAAUGGAGGCUUGUUGUGAAAUUAAAGAAUGUUUUCAAGAUUCAAUGAGCAGAGACUUGUUUUGUGGGCACUGAAACAUUCAUUUCAGCACAAGAUGGUUUCUAUGAAUUAUUUCUGUACAAGACUUUGAAGGGUUCAUGUGAGGAAGUGGUUGGAUCCACCAUGGAGACCAAUAAAGAUGUUGCAAUGACUAAGAUAAGGAGCAUUGAAAGUAAAUGGUACAUGUUGCACUAGUGACUCCUUUACUUUGUCAUCCGGGAAUUUCAGGCUAAAAUGGUGAGAAAUGGUACGAUAUCAAGGUUCAAAUUUUGUGAAUUACUAUUAUAUAUAUAGGUUUGUGGUAUACACAGAAGCAAAAAAGGUCUACACAGUUUGAUAUAUUUGCUGAAGCUGACAAAUUGUUCUAAUUUGUUGCGAUUGUUCACCGAGGCGAAGCUAAAAUUUUACGGGAGUAAUUAUUGCGUGACUGAAGAAAUAAUCAGCUUUUGUUUCUGUGGCACUGGCUGUAAAAUUCUUGUUAUAUUUCCCUUUGUAUUUGAGACACUUUUUUCCCAUGUGGAGUAUGAAAUUUUGUUUAUGUUUCUGAAUAUAUCAGCAUGUUUAUCAAAUGUGAAAUCUUUUUGGGCAAACAUUUCAUUAGUGUC
Molecule: messenger RNA, 5038 nt
Organism: Arachis ipaensis
Lineage: Eukaryota; Viridiplantae; Streptophyta; Magnoliopsida; Fabales; Fabaceae
Product: eukaryotic translation initiation factor 2 (eIF-2) family protein
Biological process (GO): translational initiation
Cellular component (GO): mitochondrion; cytoplasm
Molecular function (GO): translation initiation factor activity; GTP binding; GTPase activity
Source: RefSeq, a predicted model, not a curated record